AUGGCCACUCUCUUCUCCGUUCCGAUCACCUCGACAGGUGGCACCAUCGUGUGCACCAAACAGGGCAAAGAGGAGGAAAACAUCUAUGUCCUGACUUUCACAUCCCCGAAAGAUAACCGACUGACUCCGACGUUCAUCGAUGCUUUCAUUUUGGCACUGGACAUCAUUGAGCACCGCUACCCUAAGGGCGUCGUGGUGACGACUAGCGGUAUUCCCAAGUUCUACAGCAAUGGUCUUGACUUGGAUCUGGCAACCAGCACAGAGGGAUUCUUGGACAAGUGGCUGUGGCGUUUGUUCCGGCGAUUCCUAACAUACCCCAUGCCCACGGUGUGCCUUCUGAAUGGCCACGCCUUUGCCGGUGGCUUUAUGCUGGCUAUGUAUCACGAUUAUCGUAUUCAGAACCCUGAUAAGGGCUUCUUGUGUGUCAAUGAGCUUGAAUUUGGUGUUCCUCUCCAAACGCCCAUGAUGUCUAUUUUCACUGAGAAGCUGACCCCGACCACAUUCCGGAGUGUGGUCCUCGAGGCGCACCGGUUUGGCGGGCAUGCCUCGCUGAAGGCGGGAAUUGUUGAUGCGGUUGGUGGCUUGGAUGAGGCUGUUGGACUAAUUCGUGAUCGCAAGUUGCUUAACAAGGCAGCUACUGGAAUUUACGGCACUAUGAAGGAGGAAAUGUACUCUCGUGUUCUUAACGGACUGGACGAUCAUGCUGGAAAUCUGGCAUGGCGGGACAAGGUGGAAGACCGGAAUGAGGAGCUGCGGGCAGAGGGUCUCAAGGAGGUUGAAAAGUGGGAGAAAUCAUACAAGGCAAAGUUGUGA
Molecule: messenger RNA, 813 nt
Organism: Penicillium subrubescens
Lineage: Eukaryota; Fungi; Ascomycota; Eurotiomycetes; Eurotiales; Aspergillaceae
Product: enoyl-CoA hydratase/isomerase family protein
Exons: 2
Coding region: 1-813 (270 amino acids)
Biological process (GO): fatty acid beta-oxidation
Cellular component (GO): peroxisome
Molecular function (GO): delta(3)-delta(2)-enoyl-CoA isomerase activity; enoyl-CoA hydratase activity
Source: RefSeq, a predicted model, not a curated record